Molecule: messenger RNA, 5989 nt
Organism: Antechinus flavipes (yellow-footed antechinus)
Lineage: Eukaryota; Metazoa; Chordata; Mammalia; Dasyuromorphia; Dasyuridae
Product: zinc finger protein 420-like
Exons: 5
Coding region: 267-2483 (738 amino acids)
Biological process (GO): regulation of transcription by RNA polymerase II
Molecular function (GO): DNA-binding transcription factor activity; RNA polymerase II cis-regulatory region sequence-specific DNA binding
Source: RefSeq, a predicted model, not a curated record
UUGGGAAGUCUCAGGGGCUCGCUAAGGUGGCAAAUCUUGGGCCCAGGAAAAAAUCUCCUCGAGAGAGCUGGCUGGAAACUGGAACUUUUGGACUUGAGCUCUCUCCGCCUCCUGUAAACCAGCUCUGUAGGUGCAGGUCUCAGGCUAGCUGACCUCAGACCUCCAGGAAAAGAAGGAACGACAUCUGUUCAGUUAUAAUCAUCCCCUUCCAACAUCCUGCAGAGGACCAGGGCCUGGUCCAAGCAGGGAGCCUGGAGCCAGAGGGAAUGGUUCCUGAGAACCGCAGACCCCCACCCCAGGAGUUGGUGACCUUCAAGGAUGUGGCUGUGGAUUUCAGCCCUGAGGAGUGGGGACUGUUGGACCCGGAUCAGAAAGAGCUGUAUAAGGAGGUCAUGCUGGAGAAUGCCGAGAACUUGCUCUCCCUGGGCUCACACCCAUUAUCUUCUCCCUCCCCAGGACUUCCAGUUCCCAGAGAAGAUUUCAUCUCCCAUGUGGAGACAGGAGGCCUGAGGAACUCCUGUCCUGAUGCAGAGAUGUGGUUUGAUAUAGAGAUGAGUGCAAACCUGAAAAUGAUCUCAUGGAAAGACCUCUUUCGAUAUAGUGAAUACAGGGCUGUUGUUGCUAAACAGAAAAGAAACCACAUUGGAGAGGAACAUUGUGAAUGGAAUACACACAAAAAAGCUUUAAGAAAGAGUUCCAGCGUUGCUAAAGAUAUGAAUAUACAUCCUGAAGAGAAAACACCUGAGUGUCAUGAAUAUGAUAAAGGUUUUUGUGUACUCUCUUCCCUUGUCAAGCAUCAGAGAAACCAUGCUGGAGAGAAACCUUAUGAAUGUAAGAAACAUGGAAAGACUUUGAGAGAGCGAUCUACUCCUGCUAAACAUGAGAGAAUUCAUGCAGAAAAACAAUCUUAUAAAUGUAAUCAAUGUGAAAAGGAUUUCCAAUGUUAUUCCAACUUGGCUCAACAUCAGAGAAUACACACUGGAGAGAAGCCUUAUUUAUGUAAUGAAUGUGGAAAGACUUUUACAUCUCACUCCAGUCUUGCUGUCCAUCAGAGAAUCCACACUGGAGAGAAGCCUUAUGAAUGUAAUGAAUGUGGAAAGGCUUUCAUCGAUCGUUCUAGUCUUGCUAAGCAUCAGAGAAUCCACACUGGAGAGAAGCCUUAUGAAUGUAAUAAAUGUAGAAAGACUUUCACACGGAGUUACACUCUUCGUGAACAUCAGAGAGUCCACACUGGAGAGAAGCCUUAUGAAUGUAAUGAAUGUGGAAAGGCUUUCACAAAGCUCUCCUAUCUUAAAGCACAUAAGAGAAUCCAUACUGGAGAGAAGCCUUAUGGAUGUAACAAAUGUGCAAAGACUUUCACAUCUCAUGCCAAUCUUGCUAACCAUCAGAGAAUGCACACUGGAGAGAAGCCUUAUGAAUGUAAUGAAUGUGGAAAGGCUUUCACAAAUCGCUGCAGUCUUGCUAAACAUCAGAGAAUCCACACUGGAGAAAAACCUUAUAAAUGUAAUGAAUGUGGAAAGGCUUUCAUACGGAGUUACAAUCUUUAUGAACAUCAGAGAAUCCACACUGGAGAGAAGCCUUUUGAAUGUUAUGACUGUGGAAAGGCUUUUACACAACGUUUCAAACUUGAUAUCCAUCAGAGAAUCCACACUGGAGAGAAACCUUAUGCAUGUAAUGACUGUGGAAAGACUUUUACACAACGCUCACAUGUUGCUAUGCAUCAGAGAACCCACACUGGAGAGAAGCCUUAUGAAUGUAAUUAUUGUGGAAAGGCGUUCACAAACCACUCCUACUUUGAUGCACAUCAGAGAAUCCACAUUGGAGAGAAGCCUAAUGAAUGUAAUGAAUGUGGAAAGGCUUUCAUAUAUCGCUCCAGUCUUACUGUCCAUCAGAGAAUGCACACUGGAGAGAAGCCUUAUGACUGUAAUAAAUGUGGAAAGGCUUUCACAAAGCGCUCCUCCCUUGAUGCACAUCAGAGAAUCCACACUGGAGAGAAGCCUUAUGAAUGUAAUGAAUGCAAAAAGGCUUUCACAAAGCGCUCCUCCCUUGAUGCACAUCAGAGAAUCCACACUGGAGAGAAGCCUUAUGAAUGCAAUGACUGUGGAAAGGCUUUUACUCAACGCUCUCAUGUUGCUAUUCAUCAGAGAAUUCACACUGGAGAGAAGCCUUAUGAAUGUAAUGAAUGUGGAAAGGCUUUCACAAGUCGCAGCAGUCUUACUUACCAUCAGACAAUCCGCACUGCAGAGGAGACUUAUAAAUGUAAGCAAUGUGGAAAGACUUUCAAAUACAAAAACUGUCUCAUAGAACAUGAUAAAAUCCACAUUGGGGAGAAGCUUUAUGAAUGUAGUGACUGCGGAAAGGUUUUCACACGGCGCAAAAGUCUUGGUAAACAUGAGAAAAUCCACAUUGGACAGAAACCUCAUGAAUAUGGGAAAUUUCAGGCAAAGUUCAAAUCUUGCUUAAAAACAGAGAGUGCACAUUAGAAAAAACAUUUCAAGGGUCUGGAUCAUGGUAAAGUUUUUAAUAUUUAUUAGUCCCUGACUUGAUAUGGAAGAUCCCAUACUAGAUGUAAAACCCCAUUCAUAUAAUCAAUGUGUAAAAACAUUCAGGCUCACUUCAUUCCUGAAUUACCUCCAGAAAAUUCCUAGAAGAUUCAAAUCAUGGAUAAAGGCAUAAAAAUGGAGGACAGAGCUUGUUAGUUAGCAGGGAUUUUCUGCUUGGGAACAAAUCUAUGGACUUGGCAUGGGAAGGUCUUUAUCCUGAUUCAUCUCCGAGUUUACAUUUGAGGAUAUGGAAUCAAGAGACAACUUACAAAUGUGUAAGGAAGAAUUGCCCUUACCUGGAAGAUAAAGGUCACUAUAAAUCACAGUAUUCACACUGCAAAGAAACAUUAUACAAAAUAUAUUUGCAGAAAGGCUUUCACUUGGAUCUCAUCCUUUGUAUAGAAAUCUUGCUGCAGAUAAAAUAUAUGAAAAUAAUGAAUGAGGGAAGGCCUCUUCCUACAGCACAGAUCUCAUUAGACAUUGCAAUUUUAUACUGUGUAUAAAGGUCAAAAAAUAGAUCAGAGUUUUUCUCUGAAAUCCCAUGAUUGGUAGCCAAAGAAGGGUCUUUGUAAUGGGGGAAACCAAUUGUUUUAAUCUCCUUUUUCAAUUAAUAAUGAUUAAGAGAUUUUUUUAUCUGACUUUAAAUUGUUUUUAUUAGUUAAUUUUCCUCUUCAUUCUCUUGUUUUUUCCUAAAUUCUUUGGCUUUCCAUCUGUGUGACAAGUAAUACGUUACAUAUUAUAAUUUUCUUUUAAAAUAGCUGUAAAUGUGUCUUAGGUCUCCAUUUUGACCUUAUCUUGCUAAAUUGUGUUAGAUGGGUUUGAGGGGAAGUGAGGUCUUUUCAGAAAGCUGACCCCCCAGAAGAGUGCCAUAGUUGGCUAUAGUUACAAAAAAACUCACCCCAUUGUAUCCUUGCUCAGUCUUGCACAAACCACUUUGUCACAUCAGCAAGCUUUGCAAUGUAUAGUUACUGUUCUUAAGUGGAAUGAGUUCCUAUGACACAUUGGGAUAUGUGUACCAUAUGAGUGAAAUAACAGUGUGAGAUAACAUAAAUUCUAAUCUUGUAUUUGCAAAUGUAAAAAGUAAAAACUUGGGGAUAAGAAUUUAGUAUUUGGUUUAAAAAUUUUUAAAGGAAAAUACACCAAUUAAAGGUAAGUUUUCAAAGAUUCUAAUUUCAAUUUUUCACAUUAAUUUUACACAAUCCAGAUGAAGAGUUCAUUUUCUAAGGGCACAUUUACAUCCUCUAGAAAUUAGUACAGUAUUAUUACAGUACUUAGAACAGUAUUUCUAAUAAAGUAUUUUCCCUAAAUUCCAAAAUGAGGAAAAUCAGAAUAAAAAUAAUUGCAUAAAUAAUGUUAGUGUUUUUGAAACAUGAGAGAAAAUUGCCAAAUUACAUGAAUUAAAUUGAUUAUCUUAGGAUUAUCUUAUGUCCCUGCCCAUCAAGCCCUAGCUGUGGGUAGAAGCCACAAAAAUUAACCCCAUGAAUGUUAAAUACUGACAAUCAAUGAGAGCAAAGAAAGGAUGAAUUCUAGAGUGAAUGAACAACAUGGCACAUGAAGUACACAAUCUUAUCUGAAUGAAAAAACUCCCUGAAAAUUGGAAUAUACCCAAUUAAAAUCAAUGAUCUUUGAGAAAAUGAAACAUAUCACAAAAAGAUCGAAUAUUGAAAAAUAUGAGAAAUUGUACAUCAACCAAACAAGAAAACAUAUCAAGGAGAAAAAAUAAUUAAGGAGAAGUGGAUUUCCUAAAAUCCAUAACCCAAAAAAGAGCUUACCCAUUAUAUUUUAAGAAAUUUUAAAACUGAGGCAGCUAGAUGUUGCAGUGAAUAGAGCACCAGCCCUGAAUUCAGGAUUUUAGUUCAAAUCUGCUCUUAGACACUUAACACUCCCUAACUCUGUGACCCUGGGCAAGUCACUUAACCCCAGUUGUCUCACCAAAAGAAAGAAAAAAGAAAAGAAAAUUAAAACUGCUAAGAUCUCUUACAACCAGAGUGCAAAACAGAUAUAAAAACAAACCACAGUUAUCUUUUGAAAUGCAACUGAUAUAAGCUUGGAAAGAGACUUAAAUUGGGUUUCUUUUGCCCUGAGAUGUUUGACAUUUUAUAACUGAAUGAGUUAAAGGCAUACACAGCCUUGAACAAAAUUGCAGAAGGAAAUAAUUAUAAUGUGUAGGUUUUUUUUCUUGAAAAAUUACAUUUAUAUUUGUGGUAUGUACGUGUAUUUAGGUGCUUAAGAAGAAGACAAGGGCAAAUAAGAUUUCAUAAGGCCAGAAAAUAGACCUACAUAUAAAAGGUGGAAUUCAAUACAAGCACGUAUAAACUCUUAUAGUUGUUUAAAACUGCAAUUUCACAAAUUUGAGAUUAGAGCUGAACAUAGACACCACUGAAAGAUACUGAUUUCUGAAAAAGAAAUUGGGAAUAAUUUGGAGAGCUAGUUCUGGACAUUUAGAAAAGGAGGACAUCAUACCAUAUGACUCACGAUGAAACAUAAUGCUAGUCUCCUGACAGAGACGAUGUUCCAGGGGUUUAAAUUGGAACAUAGUUUUUUUGGAAGUGGUUGUUGGAAGCAUUGGCUAUCCUUUACUACUCAUAUUUAUUCUGAGAACUUUAUUCUCUCUAUUCCAUUAAAGAAAAACUUUUAAUUAGUUGUAAAAACAAAAUACAAAUAAAAAAGAAAAGGAAGAUCAAAUUUCAAAGAGCCAGAAUAACUGUCAAGAAGAGGUCAUAGAAAAGUGAACUUAUUUGCUAAGUUGACAAGAUUACUAAAUAGGUAUAAAUUGAAUAAUCAAUUUCAUUUGCUAAGUAUUUACUAUGUGUCAGGCACUUCAAUAAACAUGGGUAUGUCCAAAUAAAGUAAAAACUGAAGUCACUGCCUUCAAGGAUCUCAUUCUCUAAUGUACUAUAAUUAAUGUGAAUAUUGCAAAGGGUUUUUUUUUUAAUUUUAGCAAAAGAAUCAGGAAAUUGUACAAGUAACAGGAAUAUGAAUUUUAAUCAAUUCUGAAGACUUUGAUACUCUGAUUAAUACAAUGAUUUACAAUUCCAAAGGAUUUAUGAUGAAAAAUAUAUCCACUUUCAAAAAGAAAACAGAAUCUCUGAGAGAUUUAUUUUCAUUUUCUUUUUAUUUUACACAACAUUCUGGAAUGAAUAAUUAAAAAAUUAAUUCUAGAUAUCUAGAAAAGACAAAUUAUUCCAAAUGACUUGCGAUGAAACAUACUACAUUUUUCUGACAGGGAAAUAAUGGACCUAGAGUAAAAACUUAGACAUAAUUAUGUUUGGAAAUGGCAAAUAGAGAUAUUUGUUUUCAGAGACCAUCAGUCUUAAAAGUUUUAAGUAUUCAAAUGUACCACAGGUCAAUUUAAUUUAACAGGAUGAAAUGGCAAGCAAAAAACUCUUGUGAGUCUGAGCCAUAGUAAAGAGUGCAUAACUGAAGAAUAAAGUGAUAUAUCCACA